Molecule: messenger RNA, 485 nt
Organism: Symbiodinium necroappetens
Lineage: Eukaryota; Dinophyceae; Suessiales; Symbiodiniaceae
Source: the annotation of a GenBank genome assembly
AUGGGCCUCACUACGGGCGUCAUUCAGGCCAUACUGGCCGCAAAGGCGAAGGCAAAAGCCAAGAAAGCUAUAGCGAAAAUGGCACUGACUGGCGCAGCUGCCAAAGGUACCCUGAAUGAAGGAGUUGGCAUGGGCUGCGCUCCAAGCGCUGGAUGCACAAAGGUGUCCGAGCCGCUGAAGCCUCGUGAAGGUUCGCUGCUCAAGGUCGUCGGAAAGCGAACCAGGCAGCUCGCCAUGCAAGAGGCAGAAGCUCACCCAACUGGCGUUUGCCUGAUCCCACUAAGUGAGAUCGACUCCUUCGACAGUGGCCAGGCUGCAAAGUCUACAGCCCAGACCGAUUUGAGCAGGCUCCAGAAGGAGAAUGCUUUCCUGGCAGCCCAGCUGCUGCAGGCGAACACUGAGAUGCAGGCCUUGCGUGAAAGGCUUCACGAGCAGGACCAGGAGCUGGAAAAGACUCACGCUCAACUCCGGUUGAUCACGGACCA